AUGUCGACUCCUUCAGAAGACUCGGGCAGUCCGCUGCAGUCGCCCUCGUCGACAGCCUCUCCACCAGAGUCUCCCGAGUCGAGCCGUCCUCAGAUGCCGCCACAUUCCGUCACUUCACCUCCCCUCUCGUCCGCCGCCAACAUGACCAUGUCGUCCCAGCCUCUUGGUAACGUCAAUGCUGCCAGACGCCCUGCUCCCACCGUCAGCACUCUCGGUCGUGGAGGUGCCGUCAAUCCAGACAUUCUCGCCAGAAUGAAGGCCUUCCACUUGAACAGACAAGGUCCUGCUGCCCAAGGUCGCGCUCCUCCCACCACUCCUGGUGCUACCACUCCAGGCCCCGCUGGCCCGUCUCAGACCGGCCCUCAAAUGCCCCAAAUGCCUGGUGGCCUUCCCGCUAACUUCCGUCUGCCGCCCGGUGUUCCCGGCGCUCGUCCCGGCGCCCCUCCAAGUUUCGCUUCGUCUCCCAAUGUAGGCGGCGCCGGCAGAGGUCCUUCUCUUGCCGAGAAGCGUGGUCUGAAAAUGCCCGGCGGUCUCCCUGGCGCUCCCCCAGCCGCUGGCGGCAGACAAAAACCUAAGAUGACUUUGUCAGCCAUGGGCGGUGGUGCAAAUGGCGAUGCUCCUCCACCCAAGCAAGAGUCCGCCAUGGACAGAUAUGCCGAAUACAUCGACAAGGAAACCGGCAGUCUCAAAUUCAAGGGCAAAGCCGUCCUCAACAGCAAAGGAGUCCAGUUCUCGUCAGGUCAAUCUUUCCAGAUCUCGCUCGACGAUGUGAAAACGCUUGAUGAGCUGGGCAAAGGAAACUACGGUACAGUCUACAAGGUCCGCCAUACCAAGCCCCAGAUGCGCAAGGUCGGUCAAGGUUUGUCUGGAAACAAGUCCGCCCCUGGUGAGGUAGAAGAUGAGGCCUCCGCUGCUCGUGGAAACACAACAGGUAUCGUCAUGGCCAUGAAGGAGAUGCGUCUUGAGCUUGAAGACUCCAAGUUUGCGACCAUCAUCAUGGAACUCGACGUCCUGCAUCGUUGCGCUUCGCCCUUCAUUGUCGAUUUCUACGGUGCCUUCUUCCAGGAAGGAGCCGUCUACAUCUGCAUGGAGUUCAUGGACGGCGGUUCUAUGGAUAAGCUCUACGGUGACGGUGUGCCUGAAAAUGUCCUCCGCAAGGUUACUCUCGCGACAACGCGCGGUCUCAAAUCCCUCAAAGACGAACACAACAUCAUCCACCGUGACGUCAAGCCAACGAAUAUCCUGGUCAACACUGCUGGUGCAAUCAAGAUUUGCGAUUUCGGUGUCAGUGGAAAUCUGGUUGCUUCUAUCGCAAAGACAAAUAUCGGAUGUCAGUCAUACAUGGCUCCCGAACGUAUCAGCUCUGGUGGAGUCGCUCAAGCUGGUGCCAACCCUGGUGGCGGUACCUACAGCGUUCAAAGCGAUAUCUGGAGUUUGGGCUUGACCAUCAUCGAAUGCGCCAUGGGCAGAUACCCCUACCCACCCGAGACAUACGACAACAUCUUCAGUCAGCUGAGUGCCAUUGUCGACGGACAGCCCCCAGAUCUUCCCACCGGACAAUUCAGCGACGCGGCACGCAACUUUGUUGCAGGAUGUUUGAACAAGAUCCCCAAGCUUCGACCUACAUAUGCCAUGCUUCUCCAGCACGCAUGGCUCGCUCCGGAGUCAAAACCCGAGGCCAUUGCCGAAGAAGACGAAGAAGCUGCCGAAGCCGAGGAGGCGGCGGCAGCAGCACAAGGAGAAGGCAACGGUACGUCUGAGGGCGAUGCCGAGGCAGGAUCGAACCCGCAAGAGGUGCCCGAGUCGGAGAGAUGGGUCGACCGCGAGGUUGGUGAAUGGGUGCGCGGACAAAUCGAGAAGAAGAGAAACGGUACGCUGGGCAAGAAGGCGAAGCCUGCACUCCACGCGGCUCCGCUCGAUGCCACAUCGAGUACGCAAUCCAACAAAGGGGCCGUAGCAGUAUAA
Molecule: messenger RNA, 1965 nt
Organism: Aureobasidium namibiae CBS 147.97
Lineage: Eukaryota; Fungi; Ascomycota; Dothideomycetes; Dothideales; Saccotheciaceae
Product: kinase-like protein
Exons: 2
Coding region: 1-1965 (654 amino acids)
Biological process (GO): protein phosphorylation; MAPK cascade; cellular hyperosmotic response
Molecular function (GO): ATP binding; MAP kinase kinase activity
Source: RefSeq, a predicted model, not a curated record